This is a messenger RNA of Haliotis rubra (blacklip abalone), 3674 nucleotides long. RefSeq names its product myogenesis-regulating glycosidase-like. The transcript has 3 exons. Gene Ontology annotation, biological process: carbohydrate metabolic process. Gene Ontology annotation, molecular function: hydrolase activity, hydrolyzing O-glycosyl compounds. Bases 133 to 2175 code for a protein of 680 amino acids. The record is from RefSeq and is a predicted model, not a curated record. NCBI's taxonomy places the organism in Eukaryota, Metazoa, Mollusca, Gastropoda, Lepetellida, Haliotidae.
UGGCAUAAUACACAAUAGACUGGGCUUACCUUUACAUAGCGCGACAGGUGCGCGACAUGCACAGAGGUACAGGGGCGUGAGAAGUCGACCACAGCUCAAGUUGCUGCGGUGAAGUCGAAAAAUACAGGUACCAUGGGUUCCAAGCAGAUCAGCGGGCGAUGGGCCCUCAUAUUUGGUCUGGCGGCCGUCGUCGUCGUUGCGAUCAUCACUGGGGUCGUGGUGUGGCAUGUCACGCGGACACAGCAAGCAGAAGAAACAGAAGAAACCCCGCCCUCGUCACGUGACGUGAACACUGUAGGAGAUGUCGAGUUACUCAUACAGAAGACAAUGCUGAUGAAAAUACGUCAUAAUGGCGCGCUCACUGGGGAGAUCUACAUGGGAUUUGACAGGAGUGACGUUCGCCAUGAUGAAUGCAACACUGGGUCGGACGUGUGUGUGUCGUGGGAAAGGGACCGGAAGUUGGAGAUAUACAAGACAGGGAACGAUAAGGUCACGUGUUACAAUGUCACCUGGGAGGCUGUCAACUGCGUGUCACAGGAACUGAAGGAUUGUGUUGACCUGUCACGUGGUCACUGGUAUGGAGGAUUUGAGGACUAUCACCAAUACUGGCCAAUGAAUGAGAUACAACAGGAAAUGGCGCCCUAUGUUGCCACCGAUUCCUACGCCAAGAAAUACGGUGGUGUGUUGGAGAGAUACUUCCUUUCAUCCACGGGGCUAGGCAUAUUCAUUGAUUCAAAUAUACCCCUUCAUCUUAGCUUCAAUGAGAAGAACAGCAACAGAAUGUGUAUGUCGGCGAAAUUUGAACGCUCACCUUACAUCAACAUCGACAACAAACCACCACGUCUCUCCUACACCGUGUGUCAAGCUGACAACAUCCGGGUAGUUCAUGACUACAUGUCUGAGAAGUACAUUGCCCGCCCUGAAGGCGUCCCCGACCGCCGCCUGUUCCGUUCCCCGAUCUGGUCGACAUGGGCGAUGUACAAGAAAGACAUCAACCAAACACAGGUCCUACAGCUGGCUAAAGACAUCGUCGACAACGGCUUCAGUCACUCCCAGCUUGAGAUCGACGACGACUGGACUACUUUCUAUGGUGACAUGGACUUCACAACGGACAAGUUCCCGGAUGCUCGAGGGAUGAUUUCACAACUCAAUCAAGAUGGCUUCAGGGUGACUAUUUGGCUUCAUCCCUUCUUUAAUAUCGAUUCCCGAGCUUUUUACGAAGCAGCUGAACUUGGUUAUCUGGUUCGAGCCCCAGAGCGCAAACUUCCGGCUCUAACAUCUUGGUGGCGGGGUCUACUGUCUGGUACCCUCGAUGUCACUAACCCUUACGCCGUGGACUGGUACGUCAAUAAGACCAACUUUCUAAAAGACACCUACAACAUCAGCUCCUUCAAGUUUGACGCCGGUGAAGUAGCAUGGCUCCCCUAUAUUUACAGUGUCAACAAAACGUACCUUAACCCGAAUGAGUACACCAGAAAAUGGGUUGACCUGGCCUACCGGACUGACCCGGAUGUGAGACACCAAGAGGUCAGGGUCGGGGCCGGAAGUCAGAAUGUUCCCAUAUUUGUGCGCAUGUUGGACAAAGACUCAGUGUGGGAUAGCAACAACGGUUUGAAGACACUUAUUCCCUGUGCACUGACGAUGGGGUUGAUUGGGUACCCGUUUAUUCUACCGGACAUGAUUGGCGGAAAUGCUUAUGACAACUCUUCCGGUUUAGAGGCACGUAACUACCCGGAUGAAGAAUUGUUUAUAAGAUGGAUGCAGCUCAAUACCUUCCUUCCAUCUCUUCAAUUCUCGGUUGUUCCUUGGGUUUACAACAACGACACUGUGGUUGAAAUCACGCGAUAUUUCGCCGAGCUACACGAGAAUUACACAUCAACAUUUGUACAACUUGCUGAAGAUUCGGUGAGAACCGGCGAACCAAUCAUCCGUCCGAUAUGGUGGAUAGCUCCUCAAGACGAGGCCGCUCUUACGAUUGAUUCCGAAUAUCUCCUUGGCAACGACUUGCUUGUAGCGCCAGUAUUGGAGAAAGGGGCCACGUCACGUGAUGUUUACCUCCCAGAAGGCACUUGGUUCGACGAGCUCCGGAAACAGCAGGUCGAGGGAGGUCAAUGGUACCGGAACUAUACGGCAGAGCUUCAUGAACUGCCAUACUUUACAAGAACAGCAACAUAAAUUAGAUUGUGUACAAGGUUCUGAGGAAUUAGAACUGCUGUGGAACGGCCGUAAAAGAAAUAUAGGUGGAAUACAAUGGACUUUUAAUUCGAUGUGCGAUAUACGUUGUUCAAAAUGAUUUCAUUGUAAUAACCUCAGGUUUUCAGGGUUUUACAAUAUUCCUGGUUUGUAUCUGCAGAUUAGCAAGAAAUGAUGUAGUUGUAUUAAUCAAUAAUGGUUCAGGAAUCUCUGAAUUGGCGUCAUGAUAUAUGGAAAUGGUGUAACCUAUCGGAAGCUACGGUUGAUCAAGGGAGAUAACUUGUGUGUGCAGAGUUGUUUGCCUUAGCUGAAUCCUUGAAAUGUCAUCCCACAGCUUUAAAGGGAGAUAACUGACAACCGCAGUAUUCAGUCGAAGCCGUUGUCUCCAACUCUGAUGUAUCGAAAUAACGGGGUUUAGUUUUUUUCACCAGCUCCGAUCUCAACUAGGUCAUGGUACUUCUGUCGGUAUUUUCUCCCGUCCCGAUGAUUUUGAGUCAGCCGGAUUAUAUUGUACUUCGUAAAUAUUGAUUUAUCUUUCAUCAAACAACUACGACUUGAGUCAGACUGACAAGCAAUCCCGGACGAGUGGGCCUGUCACUUCACAAACAACAGGGGCAGGGGUGUAGUUUAGUAACCAAAGCGUUCUGUUGCCGAUAAGGGUACAGGGGCGGUGGGGUAGCCUAGUAGUUAAAGCUUUCGCUCGUCACGUCGAAGACCCGGGUUCGAUUCCCAGCAUGGGUACACUAUGUGAAGCCCAUUUCUGGUGUCCCCCGCCGUGAUAUUGCUGGAAUAUUGCUAAAAGCGGCGUUAAACCAUACUCACUCACUCAACAUAAGGGUACAGUGUUAGGUGCCCAUUUCUUGUGACCCACGGAGUGAUAUAAAAUAAAAUCACACUCUGUGAGUAAGAAAUAUUGUCUGGCCGUGUGUGUGUCGGCCCGAUGUACAUAUGCUUGUCUAUGACCUCUGGCCACAAGUGAUUUUCUAUCUUCAAGCCAACGAGCGCUGUUAUCGUCAAACGAGGAUAAAAUAAUGCGUUAUUAUUAUUUUGAAUAUUUUCUUUUUCGUCAACGUACCAAUCCCGGGGGAAGUCCUGAUUUGUUAAGAAUGAUGUUAAAUAAAGUGGUCUCUGUAUAACCUUCAAAUGCCGUCACAGUGCCCUUCGUCCGUCUGUUUAUUUUCAGGCAUUGAAUACGUCGCUGCCGGCACUUUAAAUCGCCCAGUUAAAAAAGUGUGUUGGACUUACAUAGCCCUUCUGCAUCUCCAGUUGUCUCAACGUAAACAAAAGAUGUUAUAAAACGCAUAUAAUCACCCCUUCCUGAAUCAUUAUUUCGCAAUCCGUGUACUGUAUUUCAGCGAAUAUGUACUUUGAAUGAGGACCUAAAAAAUAUAAACCAGAAAUUGUUUCAUGGGGGCUGGCAUGCUCUUUUUCGUGUCCAUUUUCCGUUUUUAGAGAAUAAAAUACAUGAUGCUGUUCCAUGA